Messenger RNA from Manacus vitellinus (golden-collared manakin), 1507 nucleotides. It is a transcript of the gene MPZL3, whose product is annotated as myelin protein zero like 3. Bases 1 to 633 code for a protein of 210 amino acids. Lineage: Eukaryota; Metazoa; Chordata; Aves; Passeriformes; Pipridae. The record is from RefSeq and is a predicted model, not a curated record. The transcript is spliced from 5 exons. Gene Ontology annotation, cellular component: membrane.
AUGUGCAAGGCUCUUUCCCUGGAAAUUAAAACCAAUCCUAAAGUGACGGCUGUCGUUGGUGAGCAAGCCCUGCUGAAAUGCUCCUUCAAAUCCAGCUCCCCCAUCACUGAGAGCCUCGUGGUGUACUGGACAUACCGACCCCUCGCUGGGGGCCCGAUGGAGACAGUUUUCCAUUACCAGUCCGUUCCAUACCCAACAACAGUGGGAAAGUUCAAGGACAGGAUAUCCUGGGUCGGGAAUGUUGCCAGCGGUGACGCUUCCAUCGCUCUCCGGAGCCCCGAGCUGAGUGACAAUGGGACGUUCUUCUGCAGUGUGAAGAAUCCUCCAGACGUGUACCACAACAUCCCCCAGACUGUGCUGGAGGUUACAGAGAGGGGCCUCUCCUUCCGAUUGACCUCAGCAGCCCUGCUCUCCUUGUCCGUGUUUCUCCCUUCCACCAUCGUGGUCGUUCUGCUGCUGGUGAGGAUGGGAAGGAAAUUCAGAGUGCUGAAGGAGAAAAAGAAAGGUGGCUACAAGAAGUCUUCCAUCGAGGUGUCUGAUGAGCCUGAGCAGACAGAGAGCACGGGCUGCUCCGGGAAACUCAGGGCGUGGUGUCUGAACUGUGUGGACACGGAUGAGGAAGAUCUAUACUGAUGAAAGGCUGAAUCUGUGGAGAGAGAACAAAAUGGCAGCACUGAAAAUCAGGGCCAGGCACUUCCGAAGGCUGCUGGAUAACCAGUGCAGGUGGAAGGAUGUGCUCUGCUCUUGGUGGAUUGGAAGAAUGAUGCUGCUGGGAUAAUUCACUUCUAUGUAAUGAUGAUUUUUAAAAAAUCCUUCUAAUUUAUUGGGGAAAAAGGAAAUCUCUUCAGUUCACUUGUGCAGUGCCUACAGAAGCCUCAGUGCCUGCAGCUGCACAGGCUGUGUCCUCCCAGCCCUCUGCCAUCGUGUCUUGGUUCACUUGCAAAUUUUUUGACUUUUUGGUGACAUCCCUCCUCUCCUGAGCCUUUGAAACGGAAUUUCCUGAAGGACAGGCUGCUCCAGAGUUCUCUAGGCUGCUCAUCUUUGGGGACUGGUGACGUUUAUUCUCAGUUUUUUUGGAAUGUAUUUGCUGAUGCUCAAACCUGUUUGAUGAAGGGUUAUCUGCCAUCCUGGGAGCGAAGAGAACCUACUGCUUUUUGACUAUUUCUUGGUUUAAUCAGCUGCAUCACUGGCUACAUCUCCUUCUCCUUGUAGAGGUGAAGCACAAUUCAUAGAAAACAAACCUUUUUUUUUUAAUCAGAAGUGCAAAUGGGGACUCUGUAUCUGGGGACACACAACCCCAUCUACCUCAACCAUGGACUCGAGCACUGCCCAAACCAUUGUUCUGUUUGCAGUAGUUGUUUUCUUCCUCUCCUGGGUACCAUUUUAGGGAAAUGGCCAAUCAUGCAGCAUUGCUUCCCCUGAAGGAAGAGCAUUUCCUCUUUCACCAACCUUGUCCCUUAAUGAAUGACAAAGAGCAGUGGAAUCCGUGUCUGCUGAAUCCCUAAAG